Molecule: messenger RNA, 2105 nt
Organism: Gastrolobium bilobum
Lineage: Eukaryota; Viridiplantae; Streptophyta; Magnoliopsida; Fabales; Fabaceae
Product: dnaJ protein ERDJ3A
Exons: 7
Coding region: 92-1825 (577 amino acids)
Source: RefSeq, a predicted model, not a curated record
ACCGUCACUGUUACCUCCGAAAACGAAAGCUCCGAUAUCCGAAUUCAAACUCUCUCCGGCUAAAGGUUCUGGUUCAGGUUCGAACCCGGGUAUGAGGACUCGUAUUGCUACCAUAUGGGUCUUCGUGGCUACGCUAUGUUUCCUUGCAAGCUUUUUGGAAUUGGAAGCCAAAAGCAUCGACCCCUACAAGGUUCUUGGGGUUGAUAAAAAUGCAAGUCAGCGGGAAAUACAGAAGGCUUUCCACAAGCUCUCUCUCCAGUAUCACCCUGACAAGAACAAAGCCAAGGGUGCACAAGAGAAGUUUGCUCAGAUCAAUAAUGCAUAUGAGAUCUUAUCCGAUGAACAGAAGAGGAAGAAUUAUGACUUGUAUGGAGAUGAGAAAGGAAAUCCUGGUUUUGAAGCUGGCCAUCCAGGAGAUCAGGGUGGAUAUACUUAUUUCACGGGAGGUGGUCCCGGACAAAGCAAUUUUAACUUCCGACCAGGGGAAUGGCAGGGCAUGGGUGGGCAGGGAGGCUCUAAGUCAUUCUCCUUUUCCUUUGGCGGCUCUGGUGAUUCAAAUUCUUUUGGAUUUGGUUUGGAUGAUAUUUUUGGCAGUCUUUUUGGCGGCGGCGGCGGUGGUGGUGGGAGACAGUUUGGUGGUUUUGGCAGUUCAACUAGUUCUCAAUCUGGGUCCAAGAGUUCUCUCAAAAGUUUUAGAGCCAUAAAUUCACAUAUCUACAAGAAAGAAAUAGCUGAUCAAGGGAUGACUUGGUUUUUGUUAUCUUAUACACCCUCAUUGAAGGGGAUCCAAUACUUUGAAUCCACUGUAGAGGAGGUUGCCAGUUCAUUGCAAGGAGCUUUGAAGGUUGGAAGCAUUAAUUGUGAAAAGGAAGUCUCAUUAUGUAAGGAGCUUGGUGUCAAUCCACGCAGAGCUCCAAGGCUUUUUGUUUAUUCUUACAAGGAGAAUGAAAAGGGUUCUUUGGUGGAAUAUGGUGGUGACUUGGCUGUUAAGAAUUUGAAGGCUUUCUGUCAAGAACACUUGCCAAGGUUUUCAAAACGGACUGACUUGAAUUAUCUUGAUCAAUUUAGCACUAAUGGAAAGUUGCCUAGGGUGAUGCUUCUCUCCACCAAGAAGGACACUCCUGUAAUUUGGCGUGUGCUUAGCGGCUUGUAUCACAGACGCAUUACUUUCAGCGAUGCAGAGGUUCAUGAUGUAUCGGAUCCAAGAGUGAAAAGGCUAGGAGUUGAUGCACUUCCAGCUAUUGUAGGUUGGCUACCUAAUGGAGAGAAGCGAAUUCUGAAAACAGGGAUCUCUGUAAAAGAUAUAAAAUCUGCAGUUCUUGAUCUUAGUAAUGUACUUGAUAGUUUUGAAAAAGUUAGUAAAAAGGAAGCGUCAGGUCAGGCCAAGAAAACACGAAGUGAUUCAGAUGAGGGACACAUACAGUUGCUUUCUAGGUCAAACUUUGAUGAUCUUUGUGGUGAGAGAACUCCAGUCUGCAUAAUUGGUGCCUUCAGAUCUUCUAAAGCUAGAGAAAAGCUAGAAUCAAUUCUCUCUUUGGUUUCUCAAAAGUCUUUGUCAAGACGCCCAAAUCAAGGAGCAAGCUCUAGGGACUCUAUUUCCUAUGCUCUGUUAGAUGCCGCAAAGCAACAGUCGUUUUUAAAUAAAUUUGAUAAAACGGGAUAUAAAUCAUCUGAUAAGUUGUUGAUUGCUUACAAACCUCGGAGAGGGAAGUACACUGCAUAUAUGGGUGAAAUGACAGUAGAGGAGGUAGAGAAUUUCAUCAGCUCCGUUCUCAGUGGAGAUAUACCGUUCAGGGAGACACAUAAGAAGCCUGUACUCAAGUAGAGCACUAGGCAAUAACUCUGGAUUUUGCGGUACUUUGGUUAUACUCAUGUACAUAUAUUGAAAGAGAGUCUUUAGCUUUGAAACUAGCAAGAAUACAGAUAAUAUUUGCACAUAAUCUUAUCUUAUGAGGUUGAGUAUGUCAAGUCUGUUAUAAUGAAAUUUUCUUAAGGACAAUAUUAUUUUAGUCUAUCAUUUUCCUUGAACAUGGGGUGCUCUAGAAAACUCCUUGAACCUAAUGCAAAGCAAACACUGAACAUUUAUAAGAAUAGCAUGCCUUAUA